GCACGGCGCGUCUUGAGCAACUGCGACUUCAAUGACCUCGACCGACAUCAACCAAAUUUGACAAUCGACACGGAAACACACCAUGACAGCACACGCACUCGUGUACGGCGGCGCCGGAGCACUUGGUCGCGCUCUGGUUGGGCAGUUCCGGAAAUCACAGUGGGUAGUGACCUCCAUCGAUUUCACACCCAACGUCGACGCCACCCACAACGUCAUCCUCGACAUCUCCACCGCCUCCGACCUCGAAAAAUCCGGACUGGACGUUGAGAAAAAGGUGCUGGACGUAUGGAAGGGGGCUGAUGCGCCGAAGUUGGAUACGGUGGUGAAUGCGGCUGGCGGGUGGGCCGGCGGAAACCUUGCGGAUGAGGCAAUCUAUAAGAAUGUAGCGACGAUGCUGGGGCAGAGUGUCAAUUCGUCGGUUAUUGCGGCGAGGUUGGCUGGGAAGCAUUUGAAGGAAGGCGGUUUGGUCACAUUGGUUGGCGCGGCUGCGGCUUUGGAUGGCACACCAGGGAUGAUUGCGUACGGCCUCGCCAAAGCGUCUACUCAUCACCUCGUCAAGUCACUGGCCGGCUCUGGAAGUGGCCUCCCGACUGGAGCGAAAGCUGUCGCGAUCCUACCCGUCACGCUGGACACACCGAUGAACCGCAAGUUCAUGCCGGAUGCAGAUCACUCCUCAUGGACACCUUUGGACGCCGUGGCCAAGAGGGUGUACGGUUGGGCGGCUGGCGAGGAGACGCCCGACAACGGCGGCCUGUAUGUCGUCACGACCAAGGGAGGCAAGACGACGUUCGAGAACAAAGCUUAGAAUCUAUUCAGGCAGAAUCAUAGCUUCAACAUAUAGUCCCUCCUCA
Messenger RNA from Fimicolochytrium jonesii, 851 nucleotides. RefSeq lists its product as uncharacterized. Gene Ontology annotation, biological process: L-phenylalanine catabolic process; tetrahydrobiopterin biosynthetic process. The record is from RefSeq and is a predicted model, not a curated record. The coding region runs from base 83 to 805 and encodes 240 amino acids. The transcript is spliced from 9 exons. Lineage: Eukaryota; Fungi; Chytridiomycota; Chytridiomycetes; Spizellomycetales; Powellomycetaceae. Gene Ontology annotation, molecular function: NADH binding; 6,7-dihydropteridine reductase activity; NADPH binding. Gene Ontology annotation, cellular component: cytoplasm.